GUAGUGAGUGUUCAUCGUGGAUUUACGUCGUGCGUGUUCCGAUUUUUUAGUUUAGAAAUUUUGUAUCGAAAUCUCAAAAUGAUCAAAAGACCGUCGAAUAAGGAUAGCGAAAACGAUAUCCUGCGAAUGCAGCAGGACUUUUACGCCGAAACAAAUCGGGAUGCAAAGUUUCAACCCGCUGCCAAAGUCGUUCGCGUUCGUUCGGAUGGCGAUGAUGGACCUGCUUCUGCACCACCCCCGACUGGGAAAGCCUCCCGUCAGUCGGAGUUCGCUCGUCGUCGGCAGUUGCAAAAAACUGAGAAAAAUAGGCAGGAAGAUCAGAGAGCGUCGGUGCCGGAAAAUACGAUUAUUGGUGAAAUAGUAGAAAAGCGCUAUGAGCAUCGAUCGGUUCCGAUGGAUGUUGAAGAGAGUGGUGAGGAAGUUGAGGGAGCAUUUCCGAAACCGGUUCACUUGAAAGUGCUUCCGAUUGCCGGUGGGAAGAAGAAGAGUUUGUUCGCUCAAAUGUUCAUUAGAGACGGGGGUGGUGAACCAAGUGGUCAAGGAUGUAAAAUUAAGAAGUUUAAUCUCCCGGUUGAAAGUAUAAUUUUGGAAGGUAAAGAUGCGCUGGAAAUUCACGAGGAAAAUGUUCAAAAAAUGCAACAAAUGGACGAACAGGAAAUUAUCAAGGAAAAAGAUCAUCUGGUGAGCACCAUGGACCCAAAGUUGGUGGAGUUUUUGAAAUCUAGAAGGAAGGGUGCAACUACAAGUCUAAAGCCGGCUCAGGAACCAAUUCACGAAAUAGAAGAGGUAAAACCUGAAAUUCCGGAUUUGGAUGUGCUGCAGCAGGAUGGAUCCGAUCAGUGGAUCAAUUUCGAUAUUCUGGAACCGGAAAAGCUAGAGUGGACCAAGAACAUUCAGCGGAGUUUAAAGGAUCUCAAACCGGGGGAAACGUUUGAGGCUCGUUUUGACUGGAAGGGCGUACUCCAGCCGUAUGCAGUCAAAGGCGAGGACCCGAAGAAAGACGAUCGUGAAUUGUACUUGCACGGAGAUGAAGUAGAGCGUCCAGGUUACACUUUGCAGGAACUUUUCCGCUUGGCACGGGCCAAUGUGCUGCAGCAACGAAUUUCCUCUUUGAAUGCCAUUGGAGGGAUACUGAACAUUCUGAAUCAGGGUUUCUACGACGGAGUGUUGGAGCUUCCAAUAUCCAAAACAUUCUUCUUUCUGCGGUUCGCUUUGGAUGAAAACACUCCGUCGGUUGUUGAGGCUGCCUCUCGAGCGUUGGCUUACUUUUUCUACAAUGAUACGGAUGAAACGCUGCUGGACGCAAUCUACGACACGGAACGUGGAAUCUAUCAGCCUGAGCUUGGUCUCAACAUAACGCAUAGUCGAGCAGAGCAAGAGGAACUGCGUCAGAAAGAACUGGAAAAGGGUUUCGAUACCAUGAAACUGCACGAGCAGAAGAAAUCACAGAAAAGCAGUCGCAAAGUGCAAUUUUCUACGCAAAUCGAUGACGACCCAGAUGACAUCAAUAAUCGGGAAACGAUGAAUGAUUUCCAUCUGGCAGAAACCGAUCUGCUCGAGUGUCUUCUGCGAUCAAACAUCCUGGAACGAAUUCGGUACAUUCUGUUUUCGAUGCGGCCGGAAGGAACCACGGCUAUUAGUUGUACGAAACUGUUGAUACGGCUAGCGCGAACCAACGAAUCGAUGGCUGUAAAAAUUGUCUCCAACGAGCAGCUGAUCGGCGGGCUGGUGAACAACUAUUUGGUUUCGAUUGAGGGGGCCGGUAAAUUUGAGCCACAGCAUUUGGUGAUCAAGUUGCUGCGGGUGUUGUGUUCCUACGGGAACGAUUUCUACGAUCGUUACUUGGCGAGGUAUCACGUGACAAGUCUGCUGAAGCGAUACGUUUUCUCCCGGAGAGAUGUCAACGUCAGCUUGAUUCAGACGCAAAUCGAGACGUUCCGGUUCAUGCGUUUGAUUUUGAAGUGCACUCAAAAUGACGAGUUGUAUUGUGAAUUGCUUCCGGCACUGUUUUACCUACUGGAAUGGCACUACCAGCAUCUCGUCCUGGAUGAAAAUGGCCCGUUCAUCAUCCGUCAACACUGUGCAUCCUUGUUAGCAUUAAUUGGCUACGACCGGGUUCAGCAUGUUGCCACUGUAUUCAGUCCGCAGAACUGGGACCGUUUGUUUGCCUGUUUCAGUAAGUGGUUCAACGGGGCGACAAAGUACGGUGUUAAUGAGUUUUCCCAGAAGCUGCUACUCGGAGCCUGCCUGGAUGUGGCAGCCAAGGUGCGUCCCAUCGCCGGAACCUACUAUCGAAACUUUUUCGAUGGCUAUUUGAGCGCUUUCCUCAAAAGUGUCAAGUUUGACGAUCUGAUGAAACAGCUAAGUCAAUCACCGCUGUUUAGCACCGCGGCUGGAUUGGAGGACAGAAGCGAGAAAAUUGCUCCCCUUCCAAAUCUGGGGAGCAUACUGACGAGGGAAAACCAUUCAACAGCUCCCACGUUGAUCCUAACGAAAUCCUACCCGGCAUUUAUGCUACACGCGAUGCUCGAUCUAUUGCGUUCGCACGCCGAGUCUGACUUACUACCAUUGCAGCUGUUCGUCGACAAUAGGUUUCAUUUCAAUUAUUUGAUCAAACUGGCCAGCAUGGUUUCGGAACGAAAUCGUAAUUUCACCCUGACCGGUCAAUUGUCAACCAAUUGGUUUUUGAAAGGCGAAUUGAAUUAUAUUCUCGAUGUGUUAGCGGUGCUAGUGAAGGAUGGUCGCUAUCGUCCUGGCAAAAGAGACCCUCCAAGAACCAAUACCGAUGAAGAAGAUGUUGACAUGAAGAAAAGCGAAAAAUUGAUUUCCAGCGAAACUUCGGCCAACAAGGAUGGGCGAUUACUGCUGGCGAUGGCGUUCAAAGCGCUGCUUCACCUAAGCGAGGAAUUUUAUCCGGCCAUCGUACGGUUGUUCGACGAGGUGAUUUUUGUUCGAGAUUUUUACGUCACAGUUGGUGAUGGUGUUGCAGCCGAAGACCUGCAGCGGUGGAAGUUCAACUAUAAGGUGAAGCUGAAGACGUUGGUGAAAAAUGAGGGAAACUUUUCCGGCACUCGUAACAGCUACACUGUCAUCGGAUGGCGCAUCCCGCUGCUUGCUCGAACGUGGCCCUAUUCGUUGUUGUAUAUGCUCCUGGAGAAGGCUGAGCAAGGACCCGCCGCUCAUUUGCAGCACUUUUCCGAGGAGCAGAUCAUCAAGACAUCGCUGCUAUUUUCCGAAUUACUGGAACUGAACUCCAUCAGUCUGACAACUGUCACCCAUAAAUUGAUGUACUUGAUGACAGCUUUCCUGGGACCGGAUUCCAAGUUUCUAGACGGUGACGUCUCGGCGCUUAUAACUAGGCGUAUCAAUGCCCUCCGUGCCGAGGUGCAGUGCAGUGGGGAACGGUUCGAUUUUGAUGCCCGGCUUGAGGAGCGGAAGAGCUACCACGGACUAUACCAGCUGGUGCUGGACAUCUUCCAGAGUUCAAGUUACGGUCACGAACCGUUCAGUGCGCUAGUAAUGGUCCCUCUGGCACAGCGGUAUGAUAUUCAAUGGCGUAACCUGGUGUGGUCGGAGCACGUUGCCGUGCUUAGAUUUAUUACCUGCAACGAGCAACAGCUCUUUGGGACGCUGGACGAUUAUUUGCAGCCGGAAGAGACCGAUGUUACACUCAUCAGGUUCUACAGCCAAGCAUUGAACUCGAAUCUGCUACGCCCGGGGACGGCACCUGCCCGGAUAGCAGCCCACCACGUCCAAGCGUACCGAGCAAGGGUGGACAAAAGGGAGCAUACUAAUGAUAAUGAUAAAUAAACGGAAACAAGAAUAAUGUUAA
Messenger RNA from Ochlerotatus camptorhynchus, 3832 nucleotides. Its product is annotated as RNA polymerase II-associated protein 1. The coding region runs from base 79 to 3810 and encodes 1243 amino acids. NCBI's taxonomy places the organism in Eukaryota, Metazoa, Arthropoda, Insecta, Diptera, Culicidae. The transcript has 8 exons. The record is from RefSeq and is a predicted model, not a curated record. Gene Ontology annotation, biological process: transcription by RNA polymerase II.